Messenger RNA from Canis lupus familiaris (dog), 1399 nucleotides. RefSeq names its product CMRF35-like molecule 6. Bases 410 to 1090 code for a protein of 226 amino acids. The transcript has 6 exons. Gene Ontology annotation, cellular component: plasma membrane. NCBI's taxonomy places the organism in Eukaryota, Metazoa, Chordata, Mammalia, Carnivora, Canidae. The record is from RefSeq and is a predicted model, not a curated record. Gene Ontology annotation, molecular function: transmembrane signaling receptor activity.
GAUGUGUCACAAGGUACGGAAGUUCCAAUGAGGAGGAAAGCCUCCACUGUGUGCAGUGAGUGUGGACCAUGGGAGGAGCAGCUGUGGGCUGUGGAAGGUUCAGCAAUCCCAGUCCAGUCCUGGACCUGGCUCUGGAGCCUUCCCGUCAUUGGGAUUGAGAGGUGCCUGAGUCACUAGGUCCAGGGCUCUUUCUCAGCCUGUGCUCCUCCCUCCCUGAACUUCAUACACCCAAGCAGCUUGAGUCAUCGUGGAAGAAGGUUGUGGAGAACAAUGACAAGUUGGAUGAGGAAGCAAAGAGGGCUGAGAAAGCAGAAGUGGGGUGUGGACACCAGAUCCUCUGUUUUUGAGGCUUGAAAUUGGUACCCCCCCAGGUGCCUGGCAUUGCAGGGGUGACAGCUGUGCUGCAGACAUGACCACGUGGGACUGGAUGGUGUGGCUACCUGCAGCUCUGCUCCUUUUGCAGGUUCCAGGCUGUUCGUCUCUGCGUGGCCCCGACUCCGUGUCGGGCACCGUGGGGGGAUCCCUGAGCGUGCGGUGUCAGUACAAGGAGGGAUUCAGAGACCAUGACAAAUACUGGUGCAAAAGCCCCUGUGUGUGGAAGAAGAUCGUGGAGACCACAGAGUCACAGAGAGAAGUGACGAAAGGCCGCGUGUCCAUCAGGGACCAUCCUGCAGACCUCACCUUCACAGUGACCUUGAAGAGCCUCACAGAAGGCGAUGCAGGAACAUACAAGUGUGGGAUCGACACACUGUGGGUUGACCCCACCUUCUCCGUUGUGGUGUCUGUGACCCCAGGAGACCCCAGUUCUGGGAGGCCCACCAGCUCCUCAGUUCUUUCUACGAUCCUUCCAGCAUCCACGUGGAGCACCACAACCCCACAGGAGACCUCCAACAGCAGGCAACGUCCUGGGGAGAGGACAUUUCCCUGGAGUCCUGCAGGAUUGAGGAGCCAGCUCUCAGGUGCCUGCAGAAAUCAGUCUCCAAGGACAGGAAAGAGCAAGUGCCCUGGAUGGAGAGUCAUCCUGUUGAAGACCAGGCCUCUGACGGAGGGGAGAGGUCCCUGCUCAGCAGGAUCUACUUCCUGCUCCUGAUCUUCCUGGAGGUGCCCUUGCUCCUGGGCUUCCUCAGUGCUGUUCUCUGGGUGAACAGACCUCAGAAGGGCUCUGGGGUGAGGCGGAGACCGCCUGAUAAUGAAAACCAGUAACACCAAGACCCACCCACUGCGACCCGCCCAGAACACAGUCCCUCUGAUGGAUGGGAAUGGCCCUCUGAACAAUUCAUCCAGCCAUUGUCUGUAUUCCCAUCAGAAUACUCUGUAAACAUUUUUGUGACUUUUCCUGCAAUGUAUCAUAGACAUGGAGAACGUUCCCAAUAAAUGCACACUCCUUAAAUUCCAAAUA